Messenger RNA from Bufo gargarizans (Asiatic toad), 3474 nucleotides. RefSeq names its product prolyl endopeptidase like (gene PREPL). Lineage: Eukaryota; Metazoa; Chordata; Amphibia; Anura; Bufonidae. Gene Ontology annotation, biological process: proteolysis. Gene Ontology annotation, molecular function: serine-type endopeptidase activity. The record is from RefSeq and is a predicted model, not a curated record. The transcript is spliced from 17 exons. Bases 168 to 2273 code for a protein of 701 amino acids. Gene Ontology annotation, cellular component: Golgi apparatus; cytoskeleton.
GUGUGUACGAUAGGACUGUGGUACUGAUGAGCCGCUGAUGCUGCCACAGGAGCCCCUGUCAUGACCCAUCACCCAGAAAUACACGCCGAAACGCACGUUGGGGUAGCGCCAUCAUGGUUGGUCCACUCCUGGUCUGAUGUUGGUUUUGGCUAUGAGCACUUGACGCAAUGAAGAUCCGGUUACUUGUGAGUUCAGCAUCAUGGUUGUUCUGCAGACAUGGGACCCGAGCAGUAGAGAAAAAACUGUUCUUCACGUCUUGGCAGAAUGGUUGCCUGACUGGUUACCGCAGAGAGUGGGCUAAGAGCAAAUUACUAAGGGGACUGCACUCCUGGCAGGCCUUGUUAGAUUGUGAACGGAAACGCUGGGAGGCAGCCUGUGUGACGUACCAAGAUCUGACUGAAGUUCUGAUGAAACGGCUUAAGGAGAUGCAUCAGAAGUAUCCGAUAAGAGCAGAACGCAACAUGAUUAAACAUGGAGAUUACACAUAUUUUGAUGAGGACUCCUACAUCUAUCGCUUUCAGGAAAGCAUUGGAGAAGAUAGCAUAGAGACUCUCUUCAGCCCUGAGGAUGCUGGGUUACACGAAUACGUAAUUCAGCGCAUCCGGAUUUCUCCUGCACAGACUUAUUUGGCUGUUACUCUGAAAAGCUUGGAUCGGGAAGAGGCCACCUGUAUAGUGGUGAGGGUGGAGGGACAGCCGCAAGUAGUAUGCAGUAUACCAAAUGUCUUUAGUUGUGAGUGGGUUACAGAUAACGUCCUAUUUCACACGAGGCAGGAUAAUCUCCAGUGCCGUUCUGUGUAUGCAGCAGAAUUCAGUGGAGAAAGUACCACCAGACUGGUUUAUCACGAGAAGGAUCCCAGGUUUUUCGUAGACCUUUAUAUGACCAGAGACCACCGCUUUCUCACCAUCAACAGUAACAGUAAGACGUCUGCUGAGGUCUGGCUUGUUGACUGUAGUGCCCCUUACUUGCCUCCUGCCCUGGUGCAGAACCGGCUGCCUGGUGUCCUUUAUCAUGUGGAGCACAGAAAUGGCUGCCUCUAUAUUCUGACAACGUACGGAGAGCCUGCAGAGUACAAGCUGAUGAUGGCCCCACUAAACAGUGAUGUACAGCAGUGGAAGCCCAUAUACAGGGUUCCUGCAGAAUCCCGACUGCUGGACAUGGAGAUGUUGGAGGAUUAUUGUGUUAUGUUCAUAAGACAGAGAAAUGAGCUGCACAUGGACGUCAUCUCCCUCUCUAGAGAGACAGUAAUUGGUUCUCUGAAGCUUCCAGCGUGGGCCUGUGCACUGCAACCUGAAUCUCGCCCAGAGGAGAGGACAAGCACAAUCAACUUUUACCUUGAGUCUCCCGUUCAUCCCCCGAUGAUGUUUGCUUAUUCUGUACCAGCCAAGAAAUUGUCAGUGGAAGCCGGUUACAGCAGAGAGGGGAGCGAGACUUGUCACCUUGUGCGAAUGAACGCAAAGAGCAAGGAUGGGACUUUGGUGCCAGUCACAGUUUUUUAUAAAGCAGAGCGUGGGCUCCGAGACAGACCCCUACUAGUUCAUGUCUACGGUGCUUACGGCAUGGACUUGAACAUGAGCUUUAAAGCUGAGAAGAGAAUUCUGGUUGAAGAUGGCUGGAUAUUGGCUUAUUGUCAUGUAAGAGGUGGCGGAGAACUGGGCUGUAACUGGCACAAACUGGGUAAUCUGGAGAAGAAGCAGGAUGGCCUGGAGGACCUGGAAGCUUGCAUUGUACACGUGCAUGGUCAGGGAUUUUCUCGGCCCUCCAGGACAGCACUAGAAGCCGCUAGCGCUGGAGGAGUCCUCGCUGGAGCUCUGUGCAAUUCCAGGCCUUGGCUUUUGCAAGCGAUGGUCUUAGAGGCACCUUUCCUUGAUGUGCUGACUACUAUGAUGGACCCGUCUUUACCACUCACCAUUGAAGAGCAUGAAGAAUGGGGCUGUCCGCAGAACAACGUACAACACUACAGAGCUAUACAGGCAUAUUGUCCUUAUCAGAAUAUCACUCCGCAGAAUUACCCCUCUGUUCUCAUCACUGCUUAUGAGAACGACCAGAGGAUCGCGUUGAGUGGAUUGCUGCGGUACAUGAAAAAGCUCAGGACGGCCGCACUCUGCCAUUUCCAGACAUCAGCUCUGCCAGAUUGGAGGAUGCCAAAUAUAUUGCUAGAUGUUCAGCCUGGAGGUAGUCACUGUGAUUCCUUGUCCUGGGAAGAUUCCUUGAAGAAGGUGGCCACUCAUCUUGCUUUUCUACACAAGGAACUGAAACUCCAGGAGACAUGAGCAUUUAGACAUCGCAAAGAAAUACCUGGAAAGUAAAGUUCAUGAAACAUAAGAAAAAAAUAAUUGCUAUGCCCGUAUCUCAUUUAGCUCCCACAUAAGAAGCACCUGACAGGCCAAAUGGAGUGACCCUAGUGGUGACUGCUUCUCCAUCAGCUUAAGACUCUAUCCUCUGGUUCUUUCAAAGCCACCACCUUCUCUGCCCUUAACCUGCAUAAUCCAUCUCCAAAGCCAGUUCCCAUCCCAAAAUAGGACAGCCUUGUGCCCACCAUUUUAUCACAUCCUCCAUAAACUCCAUGAAUUUUGACUUCACCCAUUCACAAAUGUCCAGACCACUCUGCCCAAUUAACAAAAAAUUGUCAAAAUUGUAAGCUAUCAGGAUAUAACAGACACCAAUGAAUAACCAGCUGAACUUUUCAAUGCACAAGAAGAGGAACACCCCAUAGGGAAACGAAUGUCUACAAAAUACCCCAUUUUUAGAAAACAAAACAAUGAACUCAAAGCUAUCCUGUACAGGAAAAAAUCUAAAAGCCUACUCCUUAUUAGUUUGGCCAUUAAUGUGCCUUUUCUCGAUGACUUCACCAUCUCUAUCAGAUCUUCAAAGGAUUGCUAAUGCCUCUUACAAGUAUGCAUCUCAAUUGUGUCAUUUGCUGACUCUACUCUGGGGCAAUAUCAUUGCUUAAUUUUAAAUUUUUCCUGUCUCUUUCUUGAGAAAAACUGCUAUGGGUGCUCAAACAUUUUUUUUUCCACUGGAGCUUCCUUAAAGGGGCCCUCCAUCCUUGGCACUCCAGAAUAAUCACUGGCCAAAAGAAACAAUACAUUUCCAACAAAUGGAUGAACACCAAGAAACCCUGAAUGUAUAUUUAACCAUCACUUUUCCAAGGGAUAUUAACCCUUUAAAAGCAACAAAAAAAUGUACAUCCGAAAAUAUACAAAUAAGCAAAUGGUCUUCCUCUGAAAUUGACCCAAGGUCGAGCGCCUAUUAGGUAGCCACUGAUUUCCCAGGGAGUCGCCUUAGCCACACAAUUAUCCCUACACUUUUGUGUCCCUGUGCGACAAAUGUUCAUCAUUGUAUACAAUUAGAUGAUAAUUCUAAAUUGCUUCAUAUGUGUAAGGGAUUGAUUUUGUAUAUGCACUUGAUAAGUGAUUUAUUUAUUUAUUUUUGCCUUUUUUAUAUUGAAAUUGGUGAAUAAGUGCCCCAUUC